Molecule: messenger RNA, 7367 nt
Organism: Tupaia belangeri chinensis (Chinese tree shrew)
Lineage: Eukaryota; Metazoa; Chordata; Mammalia; Scandentia; Tupaiidae
Gene: ADAMTSL3
Product: ADAMTS like 3
Exons: 29
Coding region: 31-5166 (1711 amino acids)
Biological process (GO): extracellular matrix organization
Cellular component (GO): extracellular matrix
Source: RefSeq, a predicted model, not a curated record
CAAGGGAGACCCCCCAGGCGACUGGACCCCAUGGCUCCCUGGAAGACACCCUGGCUGCUGCGUAUGUGGAUGGUCUUCAUGUGUGCUACCCUCCUGCAGGCCGCAGCAGAGAAAUCUCCGGGAGCCUACUUCCUUCCCGAGUUUGCACUCUCUCCUCAGGGGAGUUUUCUUGAAGACACCACAGGGGAGCAGUUCCUCACUUAUCGGUAUGAUGACCAGACCUCAAGAAAUGCUCGCUCAGAUGAAGACAAAGAUGGCAACUGGGAUGCCUGGGGUGACUGGAGUGACUGUUCCCGGACCUGCGGGGGAGGAGCAUCCUAUUCUCUGAGAAGAUGUUUGACAGGGAGGAACUGUGAAGGGCAGAAUAUUCGAUACAAGACGUGCAGUAAUCAUGACUGUCCUCCAGAUGCGGAAGACUUCAGAGCCCAGCAGUGCUCAGCCUACAAUGACGUCCAGUAUCAGGGGCGCUAUUAUGAAUGGCUCCCACGGUAUAACGACCCUGCCGCCCCGUGCGCGCUCAAGUGUCACGCGCGAGGACAUAACUUAGUAGUGGAGCUGGCACCUAAGGUGCUGGAUGGGACGCGCUGUAACGCUGAUUCUCUGGACAUGUGUAUCAGCGGCAUCUGUCAGGCAGUGGGCUGUGACCGGCAGCUGGGAAGUAACGCCAAGGAGGACAACUGUGGCGUCUGCGCUGGCGAUGGCUCCACCUGCAGGCUUGUGCGGGGACAGUCGAAGUCACACGUCUCUCCCGAAAAAAGAGAAGAAAAUGUAAUCGCUGUUCCUCUGGGAAGUCGAAGCGUGAGAAUUACAGUAAAAGGACCUGCCCAUCUCUUUAUUGAAUCCAAAACACUUCAAGGAAGUAAAGGAGAACACAGCUUUAACAACCCUGGAGUCUUUGUGGUAGAAAACACUACGGUCGAAUUUCAGCGGGGCCCAGAGAGGCAAACCUUUAAGAUUCCAGGACCUCUAAUGGCUGAUUUCAUCUUCAAGACCAGGUACACCGCGGCCAAGGACAGCGUGGUCCAGUUUUUCUUCUAUCAGCCCAUCAGUCAUCAGUGGAGACAGACAGACUUCUUUCCCUGCACUGUGACUUGUGGAGGAGGUUAUCAGCUCAAUUCUGCGGAAUGUGUGGAUAUCCGCUUGAAGAGGGUGGUUCCUGACCACUAUUGUCAUUACUACCCUGAAAACGUAAAGCCAAAACCCAAGUUGAAGGAAUGCAGCAUGGAUCCUUGUCCGUCAAGUGAUGGAUUUAAAGAGAUCAUGCCUUAUGACCACUACCAGCCCCUGCCCCGCUGGGAACAUAAUCCUUGGACUGCAUGUUCUGUGUCCUGUGGAGGAGGGAUUCAGAGGCGGAGCUUCGUGUGUGUAGAGGAAUCUAUGCAUGGAGAGAUACUGCAGGUGGAGGAGUGGAAGUGCAUGUAUGCACCCAAACCCAAGGUUAUGCAAACCUGCAAUCUGUUCGAUUGCCCCAAGUGGAUCGCCAUGGAGUGGUCUCAGUGCACCGUGACUUGUGGCCGAGGGCUACGUUACCGGGUUGUUCUGUGUAUCAACCAUCACGGAGAACACGUUGGCGGUUGCAACCCACAGCUGAAGCUGCACAUUAAAGAGGAGUGUGUCGUUCCCAUCCCGUGUCACAGACCCAAAGAAAAAAGUCCAGUGGAAGCUAAAUUACCCUGGUUGAAACAAGCACAAGAACUAGAAGAGACCAGAAUAGCAACAGAAGAGCCAACGUUCAUUCCAGAACCCUGGUCUGCCUGCAGUACCACGUGUGGGCCGGGUGUCCAGGUCCGAGAGGUGAAGUGCCGCGUCCUCCUCACAUUCACGCAGGCAGAGACCGAGCUGCCAGAGGAAGAGUGUGAAGGCCCCAAGCUUCCCACCGAGCGGCCGUGCCUCCUGGAAGCAUGUGAUGAAGGCCCUGCCUCUCGCGAGCUGGAUGUCUCUCUCCACGAGGACAGUGAGACGACUUACGACUGGGAGUACGCUGGGUUCACCCCUUGUACAGCGACAUGUCUGGGAGGCCAUCAAGAAGCCAUAGCAGUGUGCUUGCACAUCCAGACCCAGCAGACGGUCAACGACAGCUUGUGUGAUAUCGUCCACCGUCCUCCAGCGAUGAGCCAAGCCUGUAACACGGAACCCUGCCCGCCCAGGUGGCACGUAGGCUCUUGGGGGCCCUGCUCAGCUACCUGCGGCAUUGGAAUCCAGACCCGCGAGGUGUACUGCCUGCACCCGGGGGAGUCCCCUGCCCCUCCUGAGGAAUGCAGGGAGGAAAAACCCCAUGCCUUGCAAGCGUGCAAUCAGUUCGACUGUCCUCCUGGCUGGCACAUUGAAGAAUGGCAGCAGUGUUCCAGGACGUGCGGCGGGGGGACGCAGAAUCGAAGGGUCACCUGUCGGCAGCUGUUGACGGAUGGCAGCCUUUUGAACCUCUCUGAUGAGUUGUGCCAAGGACCCAAGGCAUCGUCUCAUAAAUCCUGUGCCAGAACGGACUGUCCUCCACAUCUGGCUCCAGGAGACUGGUCAAAGUGUUCUGUCAGUUGUGGGGUUGGCGUCCAGAGAAGAAAGCAGGUGUGUCAGAGGCUGACAGCCAAAGGCCGGCGUAUUCCCCUCAGCGAGACCAUGUGCAGGGAUCUACCGGGCCUCCCUCUUGUAAGAUCUUGCCAGAUGCCUGCGUGCAGUACAGAAACGAAACCAGAGACAAAGACAAAGCUUGGUGAACAGGGUCCUCAGAUCCUCAGCGUCCAGAGAGUCUACAUCCAGACGAGGGAAGAGAAGCGCAUCAACCUGACUAUCGGUAGCAGGGCCUAUCUCCUGCCCAACACAUCUGUGAUUAUUAAAUGCCCAGUGCGCCGAUUCCAGAAAUCCCUGAUCCAGUGGGAGAAGGAUGGCCGUUGUCUGCAGAACUCCAAACGGCUGGGCAUCACCAAGUCGGGCUCUCUCAAAAUCCACAGCCUGGCAGCCCCCGACAUCGGCGUGUACCGGUGUGUUGCAGGCUCCGCCCAGGACACAGUGGUCCUCAAGCUCAUCGGUACCGACAACCGGCUCAUCGCUCGCCCGGCCCUCCGAGAGCCCUUGAGGGGCUACCCUGGGAUGGACCACAGCAAGGCCAGUAGCUUAGGAUCCACGUGGCAUAAAAUGCGGCGAAUGUGGGGUCACAAAAACAAGCUCUCUCUGGAUGAGAGCCGGAUCACUACCCAGCCUUUCUGGAGAGUUCUCCUGGGCCAUUGCAGCAACUCUGCAGGGAACACCGACUCCUGGGAAUUGAAGCAUAAGCAGUUCGAAGCCGCAGUCAAACAGGGCGCCUACAGCAUGGAUACUGCCCAGUUUGAGGAGCUCAUCAGGAACAUGAGUCAGCUCAUGGAAACCGGAGAGGUCAGCGAUGACCUCGCAUCCCAGGCGAUCUACCAGCUGGUGGCCGAGUUAGCGAAGGCACCGCCAGCCCAUACGCCGUGGAGGGGCUUCCAGGAAGAGGGCCACCCCGUGGCUCAGCUCAGGGGAGAAACCGGAAGCGUGCCCCAAAGUGCGAAUGUGCAAAAGGCAGGCAAGCUAACCUUCAAGCCCAGGCAACCUGUCCUCCUGAGGCAGAGCCAACCCUCCUCAAUGUCGUUUAAUAAAACGAUUAAUUCAAGGAUUGGAAAUACGAUAUACAUCACCAAAAGGACAAAGACGAUCAAUAUACUGUGUGAGCUGGUGACCCCCAGUGAGGCCACAUAUGCGUGGACCAAAGAUGGAGUGCCGUUGCAUCCCUCAGCGAAAAUAAUUAUGGAUGAAACUGGGAAAAUACAGAUACGGAAUCCGACAAGGAAGGAGCAAGGCAUAUAUGAGUGUUCUGUAGUGAAUCACCUUGGGUCCGACGCGGGAGCCUCCUCCGUGCUGUACUCAGAGGCACCUGUCAUCUUGUCUAUUGAAAGAAACGUCACCAAGCCCGAGCACGACCAUGUGAUCGUCGUGGUCGGAGGCAUUGUGGAGGCAGCCCUUCAAGCCAACGUGACAAUCCGAUGUCCCGUCAAAGGUGUCCCUCAGCCUAAUGUAACUUGGUUGAAGAGAGGAGGAUCUCUGAGUGACAAUGUUUCCUUGCUUUUCAAUGGAUCCCUGUUGUUGCAGAAUGUUUCCCUCGAAAAUGAAGGAACCUACGUCUGCACAGCCACCAAUGCUCUCGGAAAGGCAGUGGCGACGUCUGUGCUCCACUUGCUGGAAAGAAGAUGGCCAGAUAGUAAAAUGAUAUUUCCCAAAGGACAUACAAAGCAUGUUCUCCUAGUAUCCCGGGCUGGAGCCAAUAGCAGUGACCCAAGAGGAGCCCUGCCUCAAGAGCCUUUUUGGGAGUUUGGUAACUGGUCACUUUGUUCUGCCACCUGUGGCCCCUUGGGAGCCCGCGUUCAAAGGCCCCGAUGUGUGAUGGCCAAUGGGCAGGAAGUGAGUGAGGUCCUUUGUGGUCACCUCCAGAAGCCACUGGGUGGAUUUCAACCCUGCAACAUCCGGGACUGCCCCACAAGGUGGUUCUCAAGUGUGUGGUCAGAGUGCUCCGUGUCUUGUGGUAAAGGAUUCCAUAGUCGGCAAGUGACGUGCAAGCAGACAAGAGCCAAUGGGACUGUCCAGGUGGUGUCUCCAAGAGCGUGUGCCCCUCAAGAUCGGCCUCUGGGAAGGAAGCCGUGUUCCAGUCAUCCAUGUGGUCAGUGGGCCAUCGAACCAGGGAGCCAGAGUCCUGGAUGCUGCCUGGGUCGUGCAGGGAGGAUGCAGCAGCACCAUGCAGCUUGUCAGCCCCACAACGGCUCUGAUUCCACCUGUGAUGACCAAAGGAGACCCACCUUUAAGAGGAACUGCACACUGGGGGCCUGUGACGUGUGUUGGCGUGCAGGCCCUUGGAGGCCCUGCACGGCAGCCUGUGGCCGGGGCUUCCAGUCUCGGAAGGUGGACUGUGUCCACACCAGGAGCUGCAGACCUGUGGCCGAGAGACACUGUGUGCAGAACCAGAAGCCAGCUUCCUGGCAGCACUGCCUCGGGCCUUCCUGUGACAGUAUGUACUCCUCUCAGCCCUCUACAAACAACGGUGCUGCCAGUCCUGUCGAGAAGAGUAAGCGAUCGGAGAGUCACGAUGCUGCUGUGAACCAGAACGGAAAACACUACAAAGCUCUCUCCCCCACGUCACUGGUUCAAAACCAUGUUGCUUCCUAAUAGUCUCUAGAGUCCACCAUCAAAUGGAGUUCCAUGCAAGAAGACCAGUUGAAGUUGUGUGAAGACAUUUUCCCAUGGUCAGCUUUUCAUUUCGAGUCCUUUUAAAUGAUUUAAGAUCAGCCAACCAACCAUAGCACACCUGGCAUGCACUCGGGAGCUCUCAGAGUCUGUCUGAUCAGGAAAUCGGCAAUGUCGUGAGCACGUCGUCACAUGCUGCGUCUUUCCUGUGAUGUGUAGACUAGCACAGAGUAGUACGUGUUAAAGACUUGGGAAACGCAGCAACUGGUGGCUUCCUCUUCUCUCAAGUUGAAGGGAUUCAACAGGUUUCUAAGAUAUGUAUUGGGUUGUCAGAAAAGUCGUGAUGGAUUUUUGCAUAGAGAAACACGUCAUGACUUUUCUGAUUACCCACUACGUUUUAGAAGCACCAGCAGGUAGUUGUGAAGAUGUUGGUGCUAAUGGCUUUUUCACAGGUCCUCAAACUAGAGGACCUGUGAAAAAGGAGACAGUCUUCCCUGGACAGGCUGAUGACACUGACUGACCCAAGGAUUCAAGAGGAUGGCCUCUCAUCCUUGCUCCUAAAACACCCAUGAGAGAAAAUUCAGAGUCUGUAUCGCUGCCAUUUUCACAACUACAGAAAUACAUCUGUGACCAAAUGAGGCAUCUUGGAAAUCAAAGAAGAGGGAAAUUUAACCUUUUCUACUGUUUUUAAACUAUGUUCAAAGCUUUCUUGCAAGAUCUGUGAAACUGUGUAAGCACUAUUCUCUUGCACACUAACACACAACCAAAGCCUUACUAGACCUAAUUUAUGCAUAAGAUCAUAUUCCUGAGGAUUUUUAUUGUGGAAGAUUUAUAAGAAAGUGAUCUAAAUAAACAUGAUAGUCGAAAAGAAUUGUUUAUAGUGAAGAACUGCUUGAAUUUGAGCUGACUUUUCAGGAAAUCCAAAGCGAAUUACAGUUAGGCUGGAAGUUCCAUUUAGGACUAGGGGCUAGAGUUAGGAUUUGGGGAAAAGUAUCCGGCUUUGCUUUAGUUUAGGAUUAGAGCUAGAGUUAGCUAGGUGAGAACAGAAGUUAAAUUAGGCUUAAGGCUAGACUUAGCUUUAGGGUUAGGGUAAGUUAGAUCAGGGUAGGAUUGGGUUUAGAUUUGGGUCGCUGCUGGUGCUAGCGAUCGUGUCAGAGUGGAGGGUCAGUUUGGAGGAAAUGCUGCUGAGUAGGUUCAGGCUGGCAUUAAAUGCUAGUACUAAUUUGGUCAGGGACAAUUCCCCUGUAUGCUACUAGUUAGGCCUUCAAAUGGUACACAGCCCCCAGGAAGUGGUCAAACACCCUUAUUCAGUGUCCCAGGUGCCUACAUGCAGCUGCCUACAGCCUGUCAGCAAGGACAUUCCCUGAAGCUGGUCAUGCUGGGCCUGGUCCCUGGUCCAUCAGAAGGGAAGAGCUUACUUCGGCUUUGGAUCUGUCUGUGGACAAGCUCGCUGAGUCUCUCUGCCGUAUUCUGAGCUCCAAGUCUCUUCUGUUCUAACUUCAGCCUCACUGACACUGGGAUGAGCACUACUGUAUGUGGAGGGUGUGGUGAUUGGGAACGGAUGGGGGGAAGUAAAGAGGACACACCAGCCCACGAGUUGUUAAUCACCAAUCACAUCUGACUGUUGAAGGUUAUUAAAUUAAAAGAGAGAUCAUUUGUAAAAUACUCUUUGUAUAUAUUUAUUAUAUGACUUAAAGGUGCAAUAUUUUAUUUUGUACAGUAUGUAAUAAAGACAUGGGACAUAUAUUUUUCUUAUUAACAAAAUUUCUUAUUAAAUGUCUUCACCUUCAUAUUUAAAGUUCAAAGUUACUAUUUUCAUUUGCUAUUGUACUCCUGUCUUGUUAUCAUUCAAAUGACGUAAUGUAUUUUACUACUGUUUUUAUAACAUGAGAAUUAAUGUUUCUCUUUCAUGAUCCUUAAGUAAUUCAGAAAUAAAUUUUCUUUGGUUAUUCAGUGGCAUCCUUCUCAAUGCAGCUUAUUUGUGUGUGUAUUUUUUUUUUUUUUUGUAGCUUUGUUUUUUUGUCUCCUUGGUUGCUUCCCCAGGUACAAACCCCAGGGUCAGUGUCCUGGACUGUUCUUUGGAGUGUCAGUUACAAGAUUCAGAGCGGAUCUCAGAGACAUUCACUCUGAUUCCCUCAUCCCAGUCAUUUACAUCCUGCAAGUCAUAUUUAGGAGAACGUCAA